AUGGCGGCCUUGGAGCUCGAAUGGAUCCCAGAGACACUGUACAACACUGCUAUAUCAGCAGUGGUGGACAAUUACAGUCGAUCGCGAAGAGAUAUUCGUUCCCUCCCUGAAAAUAUUCAAUUUGAUGUGUAUUACAAGGUAAGUUGUAAGUCUAGUUUGCUAACUAUACAAUGUGAUGUUCGCGAGGUGAUUCGUUUUUGCUAGCCAAUUACAGCUAACAUUGCAAACUCUUUGCAAAGCAAAUGAACUAAUUAACUUGCUUGCUAGCUAGCUAUCCUGCUUACAAGGUUAACAAUAAUAUAUAAAUAAUAUAUUCCAUUUAGCAGACGCUUUUAUCCAGAGCGACUUGCAGUCAUGCAUGUAUACAUUUUUUUUUACAUGUGGGUGGUCCCGGGAAUCGAACCCACUAUCCUGGUGUUGCAAGCACCAAAGCUGGGGAAUAAUGUUAUCUUAAGGGGGGAGAAGAAAAAUGAACAUUUUAAAAUUGAGGGUUCGUCAUAAUGUAAGUGUUUAUUAUUCAUUAUUUAUUAUGGUAAGCUGAAAAACAAGGAAAAUGUAGUGUCCCCCCCGCCUCGGCCAGAAAUAACAUUUGUAAUUUGUAAACGAAAUAACAGUUCUAAAGAACCACCAAAAGUGUUAAUUUUUUGAAUUUAAGAGUCAAUGGAACGAUUAUGGUAGCAUAAUCAAAUCAAACUUUAUUCAUUACAUGUACCGAAUACAACAGGUGUAGACCUUACCGUGAAAUGCUUACUUACAAGCCCUUAACCAACAAUGCAGUUCAACAAAGAGUUAAGAAAAUAUUAACCAAAUAAACUAAAGUAAACAAUUAUAAAAAAGUAACACAAUAAAAUAACAAUAACGAGGCUAUAUACAGGGGGUACCGGUACCGAGGUACAGGUUAGUCGAGGUAAUUUGUACAUGUAUGUAAGGGUAAAGUGACUACAUAGAUAAUAGACAGCGGGUAGCAGCAGUGUAAAAACAAAUGGAGGGGGGGUCAAUGUAAAUAGUCCAGGUGGCCAUUUGAUUAAUUGGUCAGCAGUCUUAUGGCUUGGGGGUAGAAGCUGUUAAGGAGCCUUUUGUUCGUAGACUUGGCGUUCCGGGUCUAUGACUUGGGUGACUGGAGUCUUUGACAAUUUUUUGGGCUUUCCUCUGACACCACCUAGUAUAUAGGUCCUGGAUGGCAGGAAGAAUAGUUGUUCUAAUGAGGUUGGUUUAUUACUGUACUGUACUCCCGUUACCUUGUUUAUGCAAUUAGUAUCUUAAAUUAUUAGUUAUCUGUUGCAGUUUCUUGUGGACUGCAUAUUACCUGAUAUAAUUAUAAAUACAUCAUGAAUGACAAUUUACUCAGAGCCACAUAUUUUAGUUAUUAAAAGUGAAGAAUGAUUGACCUACAAUCAAGUCAUUGACUUUUAAUAACUAAAAUAUGUGGCUGUGAGUAAAUUGUCAUUCAUGAUGUAUUUAUAAUUAUAAUCAGGUAAUUUGCAGUUCACAAGAAACUGCAGGUUGAAAUAUAGAAACAUGUUUAUUAAUGACAAAUGUGAAACGUUACACACACACACACACACACACACACACACACACACAGCCCCUAGGGACCCAAAGUAAUGAGUGGGUAUGGCACUGCCUGAUUCUGAGUGAAUGACACAACAGGAUCCAAACAUAUGACAACAUCCAUGCAAACAGGAAAAUAACUCCCAUCUAAAAGUUCUAGGGCUCGAUUCAAUCAGAUUAGUGUUGGUCAACACCCGCGUAGCGGUUGUUUUGGCGGUGCCGGAGGUGGAACUGUGUUAGAGAUGUCAAAUUCACAAGCGGAUCCUUGUGUUACCUUAUCGCCUACUCUGCCAUUGAAUGCAACGAAACCAGCCAACUUUAUAUCCAACAAAUCCCAUCCAGCCACGUUACAAACACUUGAAUGCGUGAUGUUCUAUUGUAGGCUAUAGGCCCUACUCCUGACCAGACUGAUAGGCUUUAAAUCCCCCCAUCCAAAUUAACAUGAAAAUUAUGCAAUAGCCUACACUUUCUAUCGCCAUUUUGAACUUCUAAUGUGGUAGGGAUAAUAAAGACGGGAGUGGUUUGUGACACACAAACAACAUUGGGUUAAUGCUUGAUCUGAUUGAAUCAAGCCCCUAAUUUUAGAAAUAAGAUAAAAAGGUCUAGAGUACAGCAGAGUCUAAUAUGGAAACUAGUGAUGCUUUGCCAUUUCUCAAACCAAUCAGGUUUUCUGCAUGGGUGGAGUUGGCUGGCAGCAGACUGGGCUGUGGGUGAAGCAGGCCAGGUACUGGUGGCAGCAGACUUGGCACUGGAGGAAGUAGGUUGGACAGUAGUGGGAGAAGCCUGGGUGGGGCUGGCAGCAGAGAAAUCCUCAUCAGCAGUGGUGGUGCAGUCAUCCAGAAGACUACCAACUGUGGGGUCCAUUGCAUAGUCCUCAAAAUCAGUCUCCUCCAAGUCAGGGUCCAUGUCCUGCAUGGCUUUCCCAGUCUGCCCGAGCAGGUAGUCCACACCAAUCAGCUCUCCUGAAAAAUGACAAAUACAACAGAAUGCAAAACAAGACAAAAAUUGAUGAAAAUGAUUACUCACAAUAUCUUCAUAUCAAUACACUGACACACAGUUUUGUUUCUGCCGUGUGUUAAUGGAUGUAAUGAUAUUAGUUAAGAAAUGACAGUGUGGAAUGUACUGAGGUUAGAGGCUAUAGCAGAGGAGAGUACUUCAGCAUCAGCAUGCUUCAGUUCGGCUGGCGGGUAGCCGAACCGACCGAGGAUGCUCGAAUACUCCCUUAAAAGACGUUCGCUUGAAAAAGCGGUACUGUUUGUCCAUUUUGAGAUGCCGUAGCCAAUAUACACUUCCUCAAAAUAGUCAGAAUUAAUCUAAGAUAAUUCAAGAAAUAUGUCAUUAAUUUUGACGUUUUUGCAGAGGAGACCUUAGUUGCGCAAUUUUACAUCUAACUAGGAUGUUUGGUGCAGUAUUUCUCAAUGAAAAAAUGAGCUUGAAAACGAGUCGUCUCUUGUUGAAUGACAACAGACUUUACUGAAGAAUCCCUACAGUUGACCAAUCACCGACGAAAGGGCGUAGACUUCGGCUACCGACUUCGGCUUGCCUCAAGAAAAAUGGUGUGCCCAAACAACCGUAAAAACCCUUACCGAAGUCCAAAAUGAAAAAACAAAUGUCACAAAAUGUUGUAGUAAAAUAUGCACAAAGUAUUCAAAUUGUUUCGGCUGGGAAGCAUGCGGACACCUUUAAAGAGGCUCUAGCAGAGCUGUCAGUGCCCUGAGAGACAGCAGUGGUGGUCUUCACAGAGGCUGUAGCAGGGCUGGAGAGGGGCCGGGAGAAAGGGGAAAAUGUAUAAGAUUAUUAUAAAACCUCAUAUGAAAAUUAUUUGAGCGUAAACAGUAUUAAAAACAAAUAUAUGUAAUCAAACAUGCUCUUGACAGGUUAAGCUAUAGCUGGGACAAUAAACUGAGAGUGAUCGACACCGACCAUACCGAUCACUUAUCGCAGGCAUUUGGUUGAAAUCAUUCAUUACGAUAAGUAGCCUAUAUUAGAGAAAUGUGAAGUUUGAAAUGAAAUAAGUUUGCUAAUAUGGGUGAUUGUUAAUGGGACAAUUGAUGGCUACAACCAUUGAACUAGUAGUAAUAGUUUAAAGGGUAGUAAAACAACAACUGUGCUGCAGGUUAAUUUUAUAAACGUAUCGUUCUAUUUAUUGUUAUCGCAUCAAUUCAGGCAAUUUAUCGCGAUAUGGAUUUUUGUCCAUAUCGUCCAGCUCCAGGUUAAGCUACACUGAGUGUAGAAAACAUUAAGAACACCUUCCUAAUAUUGAGUUGCACCCCCUUUUGCCCUCAGAACAGCCUCAAUUCAUCGGGGCAUGGACUGCAAGGUGUCGAAGGUGUUCCACAGGGAUGCUGGCCCAUGUUUCCCACAGUCUUGUCAAGUUGGCUGGAUGGCCUUUGGGUGAUGGACCAUUCUUGAUACACACAGGAAACUAGUCCCGUGUAGCUCAGUUGGUAGAGCAUGGCGUUUGCAACGCCAGGGUUGUGGGUUUGAUUCCCAGUAUGGGGCCAGUAUGAGAAAAAAAAAAAAUGUAUGCACUCACUAACUGUAAGUCGCUCUGGAUAAGAGCGUCUGCUAAUUGACUAAAAUGUAAAAAUGAAACUGUUGAGCAUGAAAAACCCAUCAGCGUUUUAGUUCUUGACAAACUCAAACCAGUGCGCCUGACACCUACUACCAUACCCUGUUCAAAGGCACUUAAAUCUUUUGUCUUGCCCAUUCACCCUCCUGAAUGGCACGCAUACACAAGCCAUGUCUCAAUUGUAUCAAGUCUUAAAAAUCCUUCUUUAACUGGUCUCCUCUCCUUCAUCUACACUGAUUGAAGUGGAUUUAACAAGUGACAUCAAUAAGGGAUCAUAGCUUUCACCUGGUCAGUCUGUGUCAUGGAAAGAGCAGGUGUUCCUAAUGUUUUGUACACUCAGUGUAUAUCAUUUUUACCCGAACAGGCUUCCUAGGCACGUCAUGCUGAAAUUAUAAAGGAAAUACCGAUAAAAAAAAUAAAAAUGAAUACUGACAAUACAGGCAUGUGAGAUUUAAAACAUGACACAAUUGUUUUGAUGAAUGUUAGUUCUAGGUAUUAGUUCUAAAAUGACCACCGUACAGCGGUUCAGGGAUUGGGGCACUUGUAGAUGCUGUGUAUGGGUGGGGGCACUCAGAGGCCAGAGGAAGGGUGGGGGCACUCACAGAGGCUGUAGACAUCUUGGCCGGGCUACAGACAUCUUGUGUCUGUAAAACAACAUGUAGUUACAUUAAGGUUAUGGAAGGUUAUACUGUUGUAAAAACCGAUCAAUACAAACCAAGCAUUUGACAGGUUAGCUUGUAUUUUUUUUACGUAAAAAAGGUUUGGUCUUGCUGCAGACACAUGAGAGCCCCCAAACCUUUGCUUACUGAACUGCAAAAGAGAGAGAAAAACCUAAUGGUCACAAUGAACAGAGGAGGAAACCAAGUCACCUGUCAAAAGGAUUAUCUGAAUCAAUGUUCUGUCAUGGCAGCAGAGCCAUAGUAGUUGUGAAAAAAUAAUAUGACAAAAAAUGUAAUAUUUACCAUUGAUAACAAGUUCAAUGUGGUCCUCAAUGGAGGAGUCUUAACAGCAGAUCCAGACGCUGGCGGCGCUGUAGGUGUUGGCCCAGCAGGUCCACUGGAGAGACCUGCUUAAAAUAUAGGGGGGGACAAUACUAGAGUAUGGUACCUCAUUUCAGUAAAUCAGAAAAGAGAAUACAUGUUGUUUUAGCCUGUAAGCGUUAUUGAAGCAAGUCCCCGCAGCAAUGUUCCAACAUCUAGUGGAAAGCCUUCCCAGAAGAGUGGAGGCUGUUAUAGCAGCAAAGAGGGGACCAACUCCAUAUUAAUGCCCAUGAAUUUGGAAUGAGAUUUUCGACGAGCAGGUGUCCACAUACUUUUGGUCAUGUAGUGUAAUACAGUAUGUUUUCUAGAUGAACACGUCAUAGGCCUAUGCAUGUUUUGCCAUUAACUCUUGUCAUGAUACAUACCUUCUGAAAGAGGUCAUACCACCUUUUCUGCCUUGAAGCUGGCCUGUUGCCCCAUUGGCAGGCCAAAGCCCUGUGGUGGCAAAUGUCCGCAAGCAGGACACCCACUUACUUAUAGGGCUUAUGGGUCUUUUUAGACAUCUGAAACCAACAGGAUGAAUGUAUAACACUACCACAAGAACAAUUAGCAAUACAUGGCAAACCUAAUGUAAACUAGGCUAAUGCAGUCAGCCUAAAAGAAUACACUGUUAUUGGGAAAUUAGUCUGUAUUCAAGCAAGUAGGCUCAUCAUUGCAAAUUUGUCAACAGGCUAUGUAAGCUAGGCUUAGCAGACCAGUUCUUUUACCUAUGAAAACGAAUGCUAGAGUUACUGUACCGUUACCAUGCUAGCUAGCUUGCCAGGCUGCUAAGCUAAACACUUUCACAGGGUGGUGAAAGUGCACUGUGAUCUUGAUGCUCCUUUACAAUAAAUAUUAAAGGUCUUAUUCUGGUGACAUGAUGAUCGAUACUUGACUGCCGUUUGACAAAUAACUAAAAAUCUUGUUCUUAUCCAUAAUAAUCUCAUCAUGUAGACUAGCCUACCCACACUGUAUCUGCGAGCUGUUGGCUGGAGCGCACGUGCUCAGAACAGUCGGCACAUUUUCUAUUUAGCGCAACCAUUUUUGUGACAAAACUAUCGAUAGAUUUGAAAAUGCAUUGGAAACACACUGGAAAGAGUACAUUUUGUGUACACUACGUCGUCACACACUAGUUUCUAUCCGCAACAAGUCCGUUUGGUGGAAACGCCACUGGUGGGAAAAUGCACACAUUUUCUUUAUGCAGAUUUUAGAAUAUUUGCAUGAAAAUCUGUCACCAAUUGGAUGGAACCCUAGCUUCUGACACUCCUGCCCCUUUUGCUUUCCUAACUUCCUGUCUUCGUUCUUCCCCAGCUGUACCAGCAGGGUCGGCUCUGCCAGCUGGGAGGGGAGUUCUGUGAGCUGGAGGUGUUUGCCAAAGUUCUAAGGGCAUCUGACAAAAGGUAAUUUGCACCCCAGUAUCUCUAUUUGCACAUCAUCUUUUGCACAUCUAUCAUUCCAGUGUUAAUACGAAAUUGUAACUAUUUUGUACUAUGGCCUAUUUAUUGCCUUACCUCUAACUUACUACAUUCACACACACUGUAUAUAUAUUUUCUGUUGUAUUUUUGACUUUAUGUUUUGUUUACCCCAUAUGUAACUCUGUGUUGUUGUUUUUAUCGCACUGCUUUGCUUUAUCUUGGCCAGGUCGCAGUUGUAAAUGAGAACUUGUUCUCAACUGGCUUACCUGGUUAAAUAAAAAAUAAAAUCUUGGCUCAUUCUGUAUGGUAAUCUGACUUCAUAAUCAUGUGAAACAAAAGGGAUCUGACAAGAGCCUUGAGCCAACUUUGAAUGUCCUUGUCACACAUUUUGACAGAUAAGCCUUUAUGCUGCUGUUCUCAUGUACGUUUGUAUCACGUCGUCUUUGUGUGCCUGCAGACACCUCCUGCACCACUGCUUCCAGGCCCUGAUGGAUCAUGGGGUGAAAGUGGCUUCUGUCCUGGCCAACUCCUUCAGCCGCCGCUGCUCCUACAUCGCAGAGUCUGAUGCCCAUGUGAAAGAGAAGGCCAUUCAGUUUGGCUUUGUUUUAGGUAGGCACCCGCACCCAUAAACUUUCCUCACCUUUCUUCACCAUUUCUGUCUGGUUGUACUAAUGUUGGCCCUGUCCUGUAGGUGGCUUUCUGUCUGACGCAGGCUGGUAUGGUGAUGCAGAGAAGGUGUUUCUGUCGUGUCUGCAGCUGUGCACACUGCAUGACGAGGUUCUGCACUGGUACCGUGCUGUGGAGUGCUGUGUCAGGUCAGUGGGUCACAGAGAGUUAGUAUAUUCGGCUCCAAUUCUAGUUUUAUGGCUUGAUACUCUGUCUGUAUUUGUCCACAAAAGCUUACCAGACUCACUAAUUUCUCUUAGGUUGCUUCAUGUCAGGAAUGGCAACUGCAAGUACCACCUUGGUGAAGAGACUGUCAAGUUGGCCCAGUUGUACAUGGACAAACUGGCCAAACAUGGUCAUCAGGCCAACAAAGCUGCACUCUAUGGAGAGCUGUGUGCUCUGCUCUUUGCUAAGAGCCACUAUGAUGAGGUAUGUUGCCUGGUAAAGAUAUUUCAGUUGGUUCUGUUAGAUUUGUUUGGUGUUCUGGUUUUUCAUAUAGAUCUCAUGUCUUUUGCAGGCCUACAGGUGGUGCAUCGAGGCAAUGAAAGAGAUCACAGUGGGUUUGCCUGUUAAAGUCGUGGUAGAUGUUCUAAGGCAGGCCUCCAAGGUACGAGUGUUCCCUUUUCCUGUGUUAUAGACAUGUCUAUGAAUGUAUAAACAAAUACUUUUUGAGAUGUCCCCAUACUGUUCCCCCUAUUGUCACAUGAGUCACUGUAGGACUGUGUUAGUCAUAGAUGCUGCUUCGGACUGUAGUUAGUAGGGAUGUAACGAUUCACCGAUACGCAUUGGUCCCAGAUACAAGUGCAUUGGUCCCAGAUACAAGUGCAUACAUCUGGGGACCCCAAACCAAUCCAAAUGUAGCAUACAUUGGUCAGAAAAUCAAUUCAAACGUUAGAAGUGUUUUUUUUGCUGGUUCACUAACAUUUAUUACAUUAAUUCUACCUUCAGAAAAAUACAGUGCUUUCAGAAAGUAUCCACAUCCCUUGACUUUUUCCACAUUUUGUUGUUACAAACUGAAUUUAAAAUUGAUUAAAUAUAGAUUUUUUGUCACUGGCAUACACACGAUACCCCAUAAUGUCAAAGUGGAAUUAUGUUUUGAGACAUUUUUACGAAUUAAUUAAUAAUGAAUAGCUGAAAUGUCUUGAGUCAAUAAGUAUUCAACCCCUUUCUUAUGGCAAGCCAAAGUAAGUUCAGGAGUACAUUUUUCAUUAAAAAGUCACAUAAUAGGUUUCAUGAACUCACUUUGUGUGCAAUAAUUGUGUUUAACAUGGUUUUUGAAUGACUACCUCAUCUCUGUACCCCACACAUACAAUUAUCUGUAAGGUCCCUCAGUCGAGCAGUGCAUUUCAAACACAUUCAACCACAAAGACCAGGGAGGUUUUCCAAUGCCUCUCAAAGAACGGCACCUAUUGGUAGAAGUGUAAAAAAAUAAAUAAAAGCAGACAUUGACUAUCCCUUUGAGCAUGGUGAAAUUAUUCAUUACACUUUGGAUGGUGUAUCAAUACACCCAGUCACUACAAAGAUACAGGUGUCCUUCCUAACUCAGUUGCCAGAUAGGAAGAAAACCGCUUAGGGAUUUCACCAUUAGGCCAAUGGUGACUUUAAAACAGUUACAGAAUUGAAUGGUUGUGAUAGGAGAACUGAGGAUGGAUCAACAACAUUGUAGUUACUCCACAAUACUAACCUAAAUGACAGAGUGAAAAGAAGGAAGUCUGUACAGAAUAAAAAAUAUUCCAAAACAUGCAUCCUGUUUGCAACAAGGCACUAAAGUAAUACUGCAAAUGUGCACAAAUUUGUCCUGAAUACAAAGUAUUAUGUUUUUUGGGCAAAUCCAAUACAACACAUUACUGAGUACCGCUCUCCAUAUUUUCAAGCAUAGUGGUGGCUGCAUCAUGUUAUGGGUAUGCUUAUCGUUAAGGACUAGGGAGGUUUCCAGGAUAAAAAAGAAACAGACUGGAGCUAAACACAGGCAAAAUCCUAGAGGAAAACCUGGUUCAGUCUGCUUUCCACCAGACACUGGGAGAUUAAUUCACCUUUCAGCAGGACAAUAACCUAAAACGCAAGGCCAAAUCUACAAUGGAGUUAGUUAUCAAGAAGAAAAUUAAUAUUCCGGAGUGGCCAAGUUAUAGUUUUGAUUUAAAUCUACUUGAAAAUGGUUGUCUAGCAAUGAUCAACAACCAAUUUGACGGAGCUUGAGAAAUUUUGAAAGUAAUAAUGGGCAAAUGUUGCACAAUCCAUGUUUGGAAAGCUCCUUAGAGACUUACCCAGAAAGACUUGCAGCUGUAAUCACUGAUAAAGGUGCUUCUCCAAAGUAUUAACUCGGGCGUGAAUACUUAUGUAAAUGAGAUAUUUCUGUAUUUCAUUUUCAAUAAAUUUGCAAAGAUUUCUAGAAACAUAUUUUCACUUUGUCAUUAUGGGGUAUUGUGUGUAGAUGGGUGAGAAUAUAUUUCAUCCAUUUUGAAUUCAGGCUGUAACACAACAAAGUGGAAUAAGUCAAGUGUUAUGAAUUCUUUCUAAAAGGCACUGUACCUACAUAUUUUGUGGCAACCGAUGCGUCCUCUCCUUCAGUGUCGAAAUGCAUGUAACUGUGUUGACAGUCAUUGAUCUGUAAGUCAUUUUGCAUGCAGAACAACCCCAGGCAAUAUCAGUAGCCUAGUCAAACUGCGCACUGUGCCCAGCUUGGCGUGCUGACCAACGCGAGGUAGGCGACCUGAUCUUGCACAUCUGCGCAGCACCUUCAGCAUUCAAAUGCUAAAAUGGCUUGCGUGAUAUUAGGUUUUAAUCUACACACAUUACCCCAUAAUGACAAAGCCAAAACAGGUUUUUAAAAAUGUUUGCAAAUGUAUUAAAGAAAAAGAAAAAAACGGUACCUUAUUUACAUAAGUAUUCAGACCCUUAACUGUGAGACUUGAAAUUGAGCUGAAGUGCAUCCUGUUUACAUUGAUCACCCUGGAGAUGUUUCUACAACUUGAUUGGAGUCCACCUUUGGUCAAUUCUAUUGAUUGGACAUGAUUUGGAAAGGCACACACCUGUCUAUAUAAGGUCCCACAGUUGACAGUGCAUGUCAGAGCAAAAACCAAACCAUGAGGUCGACGGAAUUGUCUGUAGAGCUCAAAGACAGGUUUGUGUCGAGGCACAGAUCUGGGGAAGGGUACCAAAAAAUGUCUGCAGCAUUGAAGAUCCCCAAGAACACAAUGGCCUCCAUCAUUCUUAAAUUGAAGAAGUUUGGAACCACCAAGACUCUUCCUAGAGCUGGCCGCCCGGCCAAACUGAGCAAUUGGGGGAGAAGGGCCUUGGUCAGGGAGGUGACCAAGAACCUGAUGGUCAGAGCUCCAGAGUUCCUCUGUGGAGAUGGGAGAACCUUUCCAGAAAGACAACCAUAUCUGCGGCACUCCACCAAUCAGGCCUUUAUGGUAGAGUGGCCAGACAGAAGCCACUCCUCAGUAAAAGGCACAUGACAGCCCACUUGGAGUUAGCCAAAAGGCACCUAAAUGACUUUGACCAUGAGAAACAAGAUUCUCUGGUCUGAUGAAACCAAGAUUGAACUCUUUGGCCUGAAUCCCAAGCGUCACUUCUGGAGGAAACCAGGCACCGCUCAUCACCUGGCCAAUACCAUCUCUAAUUAAACCGAAUCGCACCCAAUCAUUUCAAACUAUAAUGUAUCGUAUUGGAGCCCAUGUACAGCAUCUAGAUACGUAUUGAAUCGUCUUUAAAGGGAAAUAUGCACAUCCCUAGUUGGCACUUAGUGUGGUUUCAUGCCUUUAUGUGUUUGGACCAACAGGCCUGUGUGGUAAAGAGGGAGUUCAGGAAGGCAGAGCAGCUGAUAAAGCAUGCUGUUUUCCUGGCACGGUAAGUUAGGUUCACCACACUUUUUGUUUGUGUGUUGUAGUCCAUGUCUCUGUCUCCUUCAGUAAUGUCUGUUUCCUUAUUGUUUCUGCAGUGAACAUUUUGGACACAAGCAUCCCAAAUAUUCAGACACUCUCCUUGAUUAUGGGUUUUAUUUGCUGAAUGUGGAUAACAUCUGCCAAUCAGUUGCAAUAUACCAGGUAGGUGAGAGAGUUAGUCUGAGAUGUAGAUAGACAGCAGAGGGGAGGUGUAUCAGAUGUAUGAUAUUGAAACUCUGUUAAUAUUCCAGACGGCUCUAGAUAUCCGGCAGUCGGUUUUCGGGGGAAAGAAUAUCCAUGUGGCAACAGCACAUGAGGACCUGGCAUACUCCUCAUAUGUCCAUCUGUACAGCUCUGGCAAAUUUGACAACGCACUGUGAGUAACGUUUUGUCACCCCUAACGAUCUCUUAUGACCUUAAAAAUAAACUCUAAGGCAGUGGUUCCCAACCAGGGGUACUAGGACCCCUGGGGGUACUUGGCCUAUACACAGGGGGUACUUGAGAAGACUCAUGAGACCAUAGGCUUACUGGUAAAAUGCACAUGAGGGGGUACUCCAGGCAGAGCAACAUUUUGUUGGUGGUACAGUAACCGAAAAAGGUUGGGAACCACUGCUGUAAGGUACGUGGUUUCCAUUCAUGUUAUGUUUGUGCUUUUAGUCUCACUUGUGUUUUGACCUCUGAAGUUCAUGCAGGCCACUUGCAGUGUCCCUUCCAAAAGUGAUGUUCCUGCCUUAUUUUCUUUCCUAGGAAAUGUUUGUGCUUUAGCUACUGAUGUAACUGUGUCACUGAGUUAAAUAUGUUUCUCUGCUGUGCCCCCUGGGUAUGUUGUGUACAGAUUCCACGCAGAGAGGGCCAUAGACAUAAUCACUCACAUUCUCCCGGAGGAUCAUCUGCUGCUGGCCUCCUCCAAAAGAGUCAAGGGUAAAACGGCUUUCACAACUAUCUGUUUACUCCUGUCCCAAGGUGUCCAUGAUGGGCACAAUGAUGUCUGUGAUUCUCAACGAUAUCAAACAUUUUCCACUGCUGCCAAGUCAAUUACUGUAGAGGAGUUGUUUUAUCUUGGAGGUGAAUAGAGGUCUGUGUUAUUUGGAUUAGAUCAGUUGAUACCUUUUCAUCUUUCAUUUCCUAACUAACUUGAUGUUCAGGUGUACGUCUAUGACUCUCUGUACUUCUUCUGACUAUUCUGUGCUGCUCCCUCAGCUCUGAUCCUGGAGGAGAUUGCUAUUGACUGCCACAACAAGGAAACAGAGGAGAGGCUGCUCCAGGAUGCCCAUGACCUCCACCUCUCCUCCCUCCAGCUGGCCAAGAAAGCCUUCGGGGAGUUUAAUGUUCAGACAGCGAAACACUAUGGCAACCUGGGCCGCCUCUACCAAUCCAUGAGGAAGUUCAAGGUCAGAAUCAGAUCAUCCCUCCCUUCCAACCCCUGAGACAAGUGUCUGUAGAAAGCAUGCAGAGGGUGACCUGUGACACACUUUCAUCAUAAACUGCCAUCCAAAUGUUCUCCACAGUGUUUACGAACCCUGUGACACACUUUUGGAGCAGGAAUUGAAUCUGCUCUCUAAGGAGGCUUAAAUGUCACAGAGGCUCUGGGGUUUAAUGGUAGCUGAAAAGCCUUAUACAGACCCCAAGGCUGUGGAUGACAGGGAGGUCUCACCUGUUUUUGUUUUUCAGGAGGCAGAGGAGAUGCACAUCAAGGCCAUCCAGAUCAAGGAGCAGCUUCUGGGUCAGGAGGACUAUGAGGUGGCUCUGUCUGUGGGCCACCUGGCCUCUCUCUACAACUACGACAUGAACCAGUAUGAAGAUGCUGAGAGGCUCUACCUGCGCUCCAUCGCUAUCGGUCAGUCACUAGGCUAGAUGGGGUCUAUUUUACCAUUGUACUCUUCUUUUGUAAUCUAUUCUUCCUCAUCCUCCUAUUCUAUAUUCUUACCAGUGUGUGUUUUCCCCCUGCAGGUAAGAAGCUGUUUGGCGAGGGCUACAGUGGACUGGAAUACGACUACAGGGGCCUAAUUAAACUGUACAACUCUGUCGGGAACUAUGAGAAAGUCUUUGAGUACCACAAUAUUUUAUCCAAUUGGAACCGGCUGAGGGACCGGCAGUUUGCUGUGGCUGAUGCCCUGGAGGACGUCAACACCAGCCCCCAGGCCACAGAGGAGGUGGUGCAGUCCUUCCUACUGUCACAGAACCAUGGGGCCGGCCCACCUGCUUAG
Messenger RNA from Coregonus sp. 'balchen', 13314 nucleotides. Lineage: Eukaryota; Metazoa; Chordata; Actinopteri; Salmoniformes; Salmonidae. The record is from the annotation of a GenBank genome assembly.